Messenger RNA from Echinostoma caproni, 642 nucleotides. The record is from the annotation of a GenBank genome assembly. Lineage: Eukaryota; Metazoa; Platyhelminthes; Trematoda; Plagiorchiida; Echinostomatidae.
AUGACGUGGGUCUGCAGAGAACCUCAGUAUAAUUUCAUUCAGCGUUGUUGUAUGCGCAUUCUGAAGUGUGGCCCGAUUCCGAAACAUGUGGGCUUUAUCAUGGAUGGAAAUCGGCGUUAUGCAGACCGGAAAAACUUGCCUUGUUCUGAUGGGCAUACGCAUGGGUUCCUGAAGUUGUGGUGCAAAGAUUUUGGGGUGGAAGAACUCUCUGUAUACGCAUUCAGCAUAGAAAACUUCAAACGCAAACAGUCCGAAGUCACCUUCCUCUUCCAAUUGGCAUCUGAAAAACUCCAGGAGUUACUUAGCAAACGGUUUUGUUUCAGACUAUCUUCCAUUGACGUUUUUGCAAUUCCGUUCGGUUUUAGUGACAUUGAUCCACAACUACUUUCUGGUUGUUUGCACUCGCGAAUGUCGCGACCAUUGGACCUGCUGAUUCGCACGUCUGGCGAGGUGCGCUUGAGUGAUUUUUUGGUUUGGUCUGCGGCUACCAGUGGCACAGUGCACAAAUUCGUUGGAGACUUUUGGCCAGAUUUCUCGUUCUGGGAGUUCGCCCAAGCUAUUUUGUACUAUCAACUCGCGAACACGUAUCUUUCUGUGAGUGUCGUUCAAACAGACAUCAUAUCUGAUCUAAAACCCUUGUAG